Molecule: messenger RNA, 2967 nt
Organism: Debaryomyces fabryi
Lineage: Eukaryota; Fungi; Ascomycota; Pichiomycetes; Serinales; Debaryomycetaceae
Product: m-AAA protease subunit
Exons: 1
Coding region: 1-2967 (988 amino acids)
Biological process (GO): mitochondrial protein processing; protein-containing complex assembly
Cellular component (GO): membrane; m-AAA complex
Molecular function (GO): ATP-dependent peptidase activity; ATP binding; ATP hydrolysis activity
Source: RefSeq, a predicted model, not a curated record
AUGUCGUUGAGGGCUGUUAGAAGACCCAUAAGGGCAAUAUUCAACCCUAGCAUAAAUUUAUUGAGAACGCCUUCCGUAAGAGGCCUACACAUAACGAAGCGCUUACUUCAAGACCAGAAAACCGACAAAGAUGGAAAGGAUGAUAAAAUAAAUGCUGAAAUAAGAAAAUUAAAAGAACUUAAAGAAACAUACCGUAAUGCAGGGUUUUUUGAAAAGUUGAAAUUGCAUAGUCAGCUAUUGAAACAAGAAGCAAGAGUUACCGAAGCUCAAGAAUCAAAGUUAAAUGCAAGCAUUCUGGGCCCAGUGAUGAAAUUUAAUGAAGAUCCUAUGUCAAUAGAGAAUUUGGCAAGGUACCAAGUGGUCUAUUCUUUCAUGUUAACGACAUUUGUCCGUGAAUGUGAAGCUUAUACCAAACCACAGUCGGUUAAUUUCAAUCCUGAUGCAUUAAUCGAGGAUAUAAUUGAGACAUUCCAAGAGUUUCAUCCAGACUAUGCACCUAUUACAAAGAAUGACGUGUUGUUCUACUUCCAUGUGUAUCACGUUUUGCUGAACAAUAUUAUAUUCAUGGAUGAAUUGAAAUUCGACCAUCCAGUUGUGGCAAAAUUAUUGAAUUCUUAUGUUAGCAUGAAUCCAGAAGACAACGCAACCGAAAAGGCUAAAAUGUUAGCCGAAGAAUUGGAUGUGAAUGAAGAUGUAGUUACUGGCUGGUUUAAUAUAUUUUCAAUUUUAUCGUCAACACCGUUUGCUAAACCUGGCCAGAAAUAUACUUGCUCCUUAUGCCCUACAGAGUAUGCCCGUUUUCAGGUGUUCAAUACUCAAGUUGAUGCUAUUCAAGAUAAGUUUUCAAAAAUUUAUAAUGAUGCCUUUAAAAAAUCGAAUAGCGCCAAUACUAAACAAAACUCUAAUUCUAACCCAGGAUUGAACAGUUUCAUAUUUCAAACUAAUGAGUCUAAAAAGAAUCCUCAAGAUAAUAAAAAGAACGAUAAGAACAAAAAUAGUAAAGACAAAAAACCUAUUGAGUUUGAAAUUAAUCUCAAUGGUUCUCCAAUGAAAUAUUUUCAACUUGGACUUUUGGGUGGUCUUUUGAUGUACAUCUUGUAUAAUUUGUCUCAAGACAAUGACAAUGAAAUCUCAUUCCAAAAGUUUUCAGCUGACUUUUUAAGUAAGAAUCUUGUAUCCAGAUUAGUCGUUGUCAACAAUAAAACUGUUAUCGUUGAAUUGAAUGAUAAUGGUAAAGCACAAUACAACAAUCAUCAGGGCCGCUUUUAUUUUAAUGUUGGAUCUGUUGAAUCAUUUGAACGUAGUUUGCGUCAUGUUCAAGAGGAAUAUCAAAUUGCAGAACCGGUUAGAGUUCCUGUAGUCUAUGUCAAUGAAGGUAACACCACCAAGAUGUUAAUUAACUUUUUACCAACUAUUUUAUUCUUGGGUGCUAUUUACUAUAUGACCAAGAAGGCUAGUAUGGGUGGAAUGGGUGGUCCAUUAGGCUUUGGUAAAUCAACUGCAAAAAAAUUCAACCAAGAAACAGAUAUUAAAAUUAGAUUUAAAGAUGUUGCAGGUAUGUCUGAAGCGAAAGAAGAAGUUAUGGAAUUUGUUAAGUUCUUGCAGAAUCCUGAGAAGUACGAAAAAUUAGGGGCUAAAAUUCCAAGAGGUGCUAUUUUAUCGGGACCACCAGGUACCGGUAAGACGCUUAUAGCCAAGGCCACGGCUGGUGAAGCCAACGUUCCAUUUUAUUCUGUUUCAGGUUCUGAGUUUGUCGAAAUGUUUGUUGGUGUUGGUGCAUCUCGUGUUCGUGAUUUAUUUAAGACUGCCCGUGAAAAUGCGCCAUCAAUAGUAUUUGUCGAUGAAAUUGAUGCGAUUGGUAAGCAACGUUCAAAGGGUAAUGCCAGCGGUGCUAACGAUGAGCGGGAAACUACGUUGAAUCAAUUGUUGGUUGAGAUGGAUGGGUUUGAAAGCUCAGAUCAUGUUGUGGUUUUAGCAGGUACGAACAGAGCUGAUAUUUUGGAUAAAGCUUUGAUGAGACCGGGUAGAUUCGAUAGACAUAUUGCUAUUGAUAAUCCUGAAUUGCAAGGACGUAAAGAAAUCUUUCAAGUUCAUUUAAAAAAAAUUACGUUAGCAAAAAAUAUCGAUCAUGACCUACCUGGCCGUUUGGCAGCUUUGACACCAGGAUUUUCUGGCGCGGAUAUUGCCAACGUUUGUAAUGAAGCUGCUUUAAUUGGUGCCAGAUUCAAUGCUGAAGCUGUUACGUCUAGACAUUUCGAAUUAGCAAUUGAAAGGGUCAUCGGAGGAAUUGAAAAGAAAUCAAAGAUUUUGAAUGCCGAAGAGCAGAAAGUUGUUGCUUACCACGAAGCAGGCCAUGCUGUAUGUGGUUGGUUUUUGAAACAUGCUCAUCCAUUAUUGAAAGUUUCCAUCAUUCCUAGGGGCCAAGGUGCUUUAGGUUACGCACAAUACUUACCACCCGAUCAAUAUUUGAUGUCUGCUUUACAAUUAGAGGAUAGAAUGAUCAUGACUUUAGGUGGUAGAGUUUCAGAAGAAUUGCAUUUUGACUCCGUAACAAGUGGUGCCCACGAUGACUUCAAAAAGGUUACCAAUAUCGCCCAAUCAAUGGUCUUAAGGUUCGGUAUGUCCAAGAGAGUUGGUAUGGUCAACUACGCUGAUACACAGUCCCAGGAUAAUUUAACAAAGCCAUUCAGUGACGAAACAAACUCCAUCAUAGAUGAGGAGAUUCAAAGAAUUGUGAGAGAAUGUUACCAAAAAUGUACUAAUUUAUUGAAGGACAAAUCUCAUGAAGUCGAACUAGUAGCUCAAGAGUUAUUGAGGAAAGAAUAUAUAACUAGGGAAGAUAUGAUUAGAUUGUUAGGUAAGAGGCCAUUCCCAGAAACCAAUGAUGCCUUUGAUAAGUAUCUCGACGGUAAGGAUGUUUUCAAAAACGAAAAGCCUGCAGAUGAGAAAAAAGAUGAUGUUCAAUAA